AUGCCCCCGACAAUCCGCCGGUUCGCCAUUGCCUGGAUUUUGAUUUUCUGCUCUGUCACCGUAUUCUUCACUCUCAUCUUCUUUUACCACCAUCACGAAUGGCGGACGCUGGGCCUCACAGGGAUCAGCGACGACGCCCAGAAUUACGUACAGUCAUCCGACGUUGACACCCAUCAUGCGCAGUCAUCACAUCCUGCAAAAGUCCUCAUAGUUUCUGCGUUCUACCCACUCUCAAAAUCCAAGCAUCCAAUUGAAAACUACAAGGCAUGGCUCAACCGCUUUCUGCAAAACAUCGAAAGCCCGGUGUACUUCUUCACCACCCCAGCAAUGGAAGGCCUUAUUCGCGGUUGUCGGGCAAACCACCCCAUAUACAUCAACACGACGUUCGAAAGAGCCUUUGAUGUGCCGCCGCUACAUGGAUUGGAGGGCGAAUACGAGAAGAUGCAGGCGAAGGAUAGAGAGGGAUUCCGACACUCGCCCGAGCUGUAUUCUGUUUGGAACGCAAAGCCGUAUUUCCUCGACGAGGCAGUGAGGAACGUGAACUCUCUUGAUCCUUUUGCUCAGAAUGCCCCUUCUCUGCCCACGUACAACUAUGGGUUCUGGGUGGACGCAGGAUCGUUCCGACAAGAGCACUUCUAUCAGCGCUGGCCUGAUGCCCAACGCGUCCAAGAAGUGUUCGAAGAGGGCAGCCAACUCACGGGGACGCCACAAGACGAACUGAUUUUUUUCCCAAUAUGCACGAUACCCGAGAGAGGAUGGAAACGGUGGCGAGAAAGCGACGGGCCCGUCGAUUUUGACUUUAGUGAAGGAUCGUUUUUUGGCGGGUCACCGAAGGCGAUAUCGUGGUACGCGCAGACGUUCUACGCACAGCACGAUAAAUAUCUCGCGAAUGGGAUCUUCGUAGGAAAAGACCAAACGGUAAUCAAUGCGAUCAUGUUCCUACACGCUAAUAAGUUCGUUUCGGUUUGGGUUGGGCAACCUCCCUAUCUCCUCGAUCCGCACCCUUCGCUACCCCCGCCGAGUUCACCCUCACCACCGUUGGCGUCGGAUUCUGACACCUCCACAGCUAUGACUCCCCUCCAACGCCCGCGAAUCUACCCACCACUCUCGCGUAUCUUUUUACCUCUACUGUCGGUGCCGCAGACGUACUGUGGCCCUGAAUGGUACCACUACGAAUUCUUCCUUGCCUCCCCAUCCGAACGGAGCUCUAUGCUGGCACUUUGGGGGAAUAUAAGGGAUAGCAGGAUGAGGGGGGCAUGGUGGGGGCGCAGGGGGUGGAACAUCGCUAGCCUUCCUUCGUCGAUGCGGAUGGAACCAACGCGCAAGGAUAGCGGCGGAGGCGAUGAAAGCGUAUGCCCGAUGAAAGAGCUUAUGAGCAUCGAGAGUCUUCUAAAGACGCAGUUCGGCGAACGGUGGGUGCCCAUCCGAAUGGAAUGA
This is a messenger RNA of Pleurotus ostreatus (oyster mushroom), 1437 nucleotides long. RefSeq lists its product as uncharacterized. The record is from RefSeq and is a predicted model, not a curated record. The coding region runs from base 1 to 1437 and encodes 478 amino acids. The transcript has 2 exons. NCBI's taxonomy places the organism in Eukaryota, Fungi, Basidiomycota, Agaricomycetes, Agaricales, Pleurotaceae.